AUGAUCAAUCACGUUACAAUUAAGGGAACAAUGUAUAAUGGAACGAGAAGUCUUAGUAGCAGUACUUCGAAUUCAUCAUCAGUUUUGAACCUAAAAAGUUUCGUCGCAGAGGAAGUUCGAAAAAUUGAAGAUUGGUGGGGGCAACCGCGAUACAAGGAUGUGGAAAGACCCUAUUCGUCACUUGAUGUCGUCAAACACAGGGGAAGUUUACCAGUGGAAUGCAAUCGUUAUGCCUCUUCUUUCCAAGCUCAAAAAUUGUUCAGAUUGUUAGAGGAUAAAUUUGAGAAGAAACUCCCCCUCCACACUCUUGGUGUUAUCGAUCCUGUGCAGAUGACUCAAUUAGCAAGAUCCAAGGAGAUUGAGGUGGCCUACUUAUCUGGUUGGGCAUGUUCUUCUACUUUAGUGGGCUCCACUAACGAAGUUUCUCCCGAUUUUGGAGAUUACCCAUACAAUACUGUACCUAAUCAGGUUGAAAGAAUCUUUAAAGCUCAGCAAAUGCACGAUAGGAAACUUUUUUUGGAGAAAGUUGAAGGAUUAACCAAUGACGACACUACUGAUUAUCUAAAGCCAAUAAUCGCAGAUGCUGAUAUGGGACAUGGUGGGAAUACCACAGUUAUGAAAUUGGCCAAAUUGUUUGCCGAGAAAGGUGCGGCCGCCAUACACUUAGAGGAUCAGAUGGUAGGCGGCAAAAGGUGCGGUCAUCUAGGGGGUGCAGUGAUAGUUCCCUCUUCAACCCAAUUGUCACGAUUAAUAGCAACCAGGCUCCAAUGGGAUAUUAUGGGUACGGAGAACCUCAUCCUAGCAAGAACUGAUUCGUGUAAUGGAGAACUAUUGAGUAGCAGUAGUGACCCUCGCGAUCACAAAUUUAUAAAGGGAACCAUUGAACCAGGAAUCACACCUUGGAGUGACAGAUUAGCAGGAUUAGAAAGUCAACCUAUGGUAACUAGUGACCAAAUUGCCAUUGAAGAAGCGGAAUGGUACGACAAGCAUCAUGUGUUUACCUUUGACGAAGCACUACAAAAGCAAGUGUCUCAGACCGAAUAUGAAAGGUAUCUGGAAUUAAAGAAUAAACACCUCAAAGAAAAGCCAUUUGUAAGUUUGAAAGAAAUGAAAGCAUUGGCUUCUCAAGCUUCCCCCGCUACUACCAUAGAAUUUGACUGGGAUGCGCCCAGGACCAAAGAGGGAUACUACCUUUACAAUGGCGGUAUGGAGGCUGCCAUUGAAAGAUCAUUAUACUUUGCACCUUAUGCUGACAUGAUCUGGCUUGAGACGAAAACUCCAGAUUUAAAGCAGGCAAUUUCAUUUUCCUCAAGAAUCCACGAAGUUUAUCCACAUGUUAAAUUAGUUUACAACCUGUCGCCCAGUUUCAAUUGGAGUGCACACGGCUAUACAGAAGAAAACUUGAAGGGUUUUAUUUGGGACCUUGCUAAACACGGAUUUGUCCUACAACUAGUUUCAUUAGCAGGGCUACAUGUUAAUGGCUUGUCAUUCUGGCAACUUGUCAAGAGUUUUGGUCAGAAUGGUAUGAAAGCGUACGUCGAGCAAGUACAGCGUCUGGAGAAGCUCGAAAAUAGUGACGUUCUCACACACCAGAAAUGGUCUGGUGCAGAAUACGUUGAUUCCAUAAUUAAAGUUUUACAGAACGGAUCCUCAUCACAAACUCUAAGCACAUCCGGAGACUCCUUCACGGAGAAUCAGUUCUGA
Messenger RNA from Zygosaccharomyces rouxii, 1704 nucleotides. RefSeq names its product methylisocitrate lyase ICL2 (gene ICL2). Bases 1 to 1704 code for a protein of 567 amino acids. Gene Ontology annotation, cellular component: mitochondrial matrix. Lineage: Eukaryota; Fungi; Ascomycota; Saccharomycetes; Saccharomycetales; Saccharomycetaceae. Gene Ontology annotation, molecular function: methylisocitrate lyase activity; isocitrate lyase activity. The record is from RefSeq and is a predicted model, not a curated record. The transcript has a single exon.